Molecule: messenger RNA, 1014 nt
Organism: Morus notabilis
Lineage: Eukaryota; Viridiplantae; Streptophyta; Magnoliopsida; Rosales; Moraceae
Product: NAP1-related protein 2
Exons: 10
Coding region: 65-853 (262 amino acids)
Biological process (GO): nucleosome assembly
Cellular component (GO): chromatin; nucleus
Molecular function (GO): histone binding; chromatin binding
Source: RefSeq, a predicted model, not a curated record
UCCGCUUUGUCUAACUCACCAGAAAGGAGGAACAAAAAAAAAAAAAAAAUCCUCUGAUUGAGAAAUGGUGGUUGACAAGGGCAAGAAAAAGAAGGUUUCUCCCGACGAGGAAUUCGACCAUGUCGAUGAGGAGUUCCUUAUCGCAAUCGAGAAGUUGCAGGAGCUUCAAGAUGACCUCGACAAGGUUAAUGAAGAAGCCACUGACAAAGUCUUGGAAGUGGAGCAAAAGUAUAACGAGAUUCGCCGACCCGUCUACGUUAAGCGGAAUGAUGUUAUCAAGGCCAUUCCUGAUUUCUGGCUCACCGCUUUCCUGAGCCAUCCUGCACUCUCUGAUCUUUUGAGUGAUGAAGAUCAGAAGAUUUUUAAGUAUUUAUACUCUCUUGAUGUGGAGGACUUUAAAGAUAUAAAGUCAGGAUACUCCAUCACGUUUAAUUUCAAUAACAACCCUUAUUUUGAAGAUGCAAAGCUUUCAAAAACCUUCACCUUCUCUGAUGAAGGAACGACUAAAAUAUCUGGUACCACCAUCAAGUGGAAAGAGGGCAUGGCUGCUGCUUUUAAGGAAGUUAAUCACGAGAAAAAAGGAAAAAAGCAGCCUCUUGUUAACCAGAGCUUCUUUAGUUGGUUUAGCGAAACUGAACAGAAAGACAUAAUAGAGUUUCAGGAUGAGGUAGGAGAGAUAAUUAAGGAGGACUUAUGGCCCAAUCCUCUGAAGUACUUCAAUAAUGAGCCCAACGAAGAGGAUUCUGUUAACGACCAUGAUGUUGGCAGGAUAACGUACAGGGAGUAUGGUAAUGAUGACGACGAACAAGAAGAAGAUGACGAUGAUGAUGACUACGACGAUGAUGAAGAAUGAGACCAGUAAACCAUUUCUUAGCUCUUUUUGAGUUCUUCCUUUUUGAUGGAUCUUGGCAAUCAUAGAAACAUCAUACAGAUUACCUUUUUGAUUAUAUUGGAUGAUAAUUUUACUUGAUGGCAGGUAACAUGUAGUAAACAGAUGCUGCAUAUUAACUGAUC